AUGGCGGAAAUCACAGAACCUCUGCUUCCUGCAACAGAAGCCCCAGAAACGUCUAAACCGCAAGAGCCAGCAUUAGAUUUCGAUCCCAAAACCAUGCGCAAAACGAAACCAGGAGUCAAGCGUCUGAUCCUAACUGUUUCAGUCCUCUUCUCCUUCGUUCUAGGUGUCCCAUUCAUAUACAAAUCCGUGGAAAUCUACCGCGCGCCAUUGCCGUUUCGAGAAAUCGAAUCCCUCUCAGCUCAAAUCGAUUCCAAACCAUUCCAAUUCCCAUGUCGUUUACAAGCAAUCUUCAUUGGCUUCGACUGGAAAUCCUCCGUUGCCACUCUAGAAUCUUCCAUCCUCAGCCAAAUGACCAAAUUGACCUCCCAAACUCCUCAAUGCGGCACCUGUAGCCCCAACCACACCGUCUCAGUAGUCCUAAACUCAAAUUCCCACUGUCUCCAAUCCCGAACCGCUUCCUGUUCGCCGGAAUGUGGCGCCAUCCGCUCCGUUGAGUUGGACGGCGACGAUGAGGCCGUAGAUGAGGCUCUGGAGUCUGUGCUGGGAGGUUGUUCGGGUUCCAACUCGGGUUCAGGUGGGGAGGUGUAUAGUGUGGUGGUGGUGAAUAGGGGCGAGGAGGUGAGAGCCGUAGUGGGCAAGUACAGGCACGCUUGGAUUGUUGGUAGGGUUUCGGAGGCCGAGGCGGUUUCGAGGGCGGCAGAGAUAUUUGUUAAAGUGUUUGUGAAUGGCGGGAAGGAGGAAGGUUUGAUUCAUGGAGAGUUUAUGCCUGUCGGGGCAGAUGGAACGGUUGUUCUUUCGUUUAAUCUGCUGAAUGCAGACCCACGUGAUUGGGUUUAUGAUUGGGACUUUCAAUCAGUAGAUGAGACUCUGUUGGCCCCUAUUAUCGAGGCUAUGAAACCCGUAGCAAACAUAAGCGUGGAAAGUCAGGUGUUGUACCAUAUGCCGAAGUCCUCAUUGUCUUACUGGGAUGACAAGUGGGACAGUUACAUCUUUAGUACCAAGGAUCUACCUUUCUUUGUGAAUUCAAAUGAGUGGCACUUGGAUACAUCCAUCGCAGCUGGUGGGAGGUCAAAGAUGUUGCACUUUGUGAUAUAUAUCCCGUCUGCUAAGGAGUGCCCUCUUCUCCUACAGCUUCCAGAUGGAGAAAUUUCUAAGACAAAUAGCUUUAUAUCUCCAAUGUGGGGAGGUGUUAUUGUUUGGAAUCCCCAAACCUGUCGGAAGGAUUCAGAAAGUAAGCAUCCUUCUAGACAUACAAUUUCGCAUCAGGAUCUUCAGAAGGUUUUUGAAGUUUUCAUGGGGCAGUUCCGGCAACUUUUUGGUUUUAAAUCUGAUAACCUAUAUGUUGGGGCUUCAGGCACAUCCAGCCUUUUAGCUAGUGAAAGGGGCUUCACGGUAUGGGAAUUGGAUGUCUUAUCGCGGAUGCAUACGUGUUUUAAUCUUCAUUCAUGUGCUACAACCCUUGGAUCUCUUUCCAGAUUGGUUCAAUCAUUGCCGAGGAUGAUUAUCAUGGACGAGAUUGGGAAGCAGGUAAAGUAUUCUCUGGAGGCAGCAAAGUUGGCUCAAACUAAUGCCUCACUUGGUGUUUAUAAUGCUUCAGCUGUGUCCUCUAGACAAGCAAGAUCUCUAGCAGAGGAUGCAUUUUUUCAUCCAUCAAUCAUGUCGGUCAGCUACUAUUCGUUCGAGCACUGUUUUGCCGUCUAUUCGCCUUUCUUUCUGCCAGUUUCGAUACAUGUCCUCCUAGCAGCUGUAAGAGAAUGGAGAAGGCACAAGCAAGAAAAUAAGAAGAGUGGAAGUGGAAGUGGAACGCUGAGUGAGCUCUUGGUUCUUGCUGAGAAGCUGUUAGUUUUCGCGGAGCAGCUCCUGGUGCUUGAGGCGCAGCUCCUGGUUCUCCUGGACAAGCUUUUUGACCUUCUCAAACGCCUUUUAGGCGUUCUGCUUCGUCUCAUUCAGCAUCUCCCGGUCCUUUUGGGUAAACCCCUGAAAUUAGUGGCCUGGGGAGGGUGGGCGGUUGGAGAACAGCUUCCCCAAACCCCUCUUCAUUGCUUGAAGCACCAUUUUUUUGCAGUUUCUGGAGAGGAUGAGGAAGAGGAAGGGAGCGGCUGCAGAGAACCUGAGAGAUGGAGCAAGAGACAAUUAGCCCUCUACCAAGGCAAGGGGAGCCCUAGAGCAGCUAUUAUUCACGUGAAUAGUAGCUGCCCUAGUCCCCCCAGCAAAACAUGCAAGAGGUUUUGGAGAAGCAAGAGCGAGAAACUAGAGAAAGAAUGCGUAGACGAUCUGCAAGCAAAAGGGUGUAGAGAGAACUAG
Prunus armeniaca (apricot) is the source of this 2304-nucleotide messenger RNA. The record is from the annotation of a GenBank genome assembly. Lineage: Eukaryota; Viridiplantae; Streptophyta; Magnoliopsida; Rosales; Rosaceae.